This is a messenger RNA of Ylistrum balloti, 704 nucleotides long. Its product is annotated as microsomal glutathione S-transferase 1-like. The transcript has 3 exons. NCBI's taxonomy places the organism in Eukaryota, Metazoa, Mollusca, Bivalvia, Pectinida, Pectinidae. Gene Ontology annotation, cellular component: membrane. The record is from RefSeq and is a predicted model, not a curated record. The coding region runs from base 1 to 462 and encodes 153 amino acids.
AUGGUGAGUACAGACACUGAUAACUCAAUGGUGGGUACAGACACUGGUAACUCAAUGGUGGGUGCAGACACUGGUAACUCAAUGGUGGGUACAGACACUGGUAACUCAAUGGUGGGUACAGAUACUGGUAACUCAAUGGUAGUGGCUAACAUGGAGGACAGGCUCGUGAAAGGACAAACCACAAUUUUUAACGACAUUGUCGUAGAGCGAACUAGAAGAUGUCACCAGAACGACGUUGAAAAUGUCAUUCCGUUUGUAUUGGUGGGCGUUUUGUACGUCCUGACAGAACCAGAUCCCUGGUGGGCUGCCUUCCAUUUCCGGAUGUUUACGUUCUGUCGUAUUUGUCACACACUUGCUUACCUUUUCGCAAUUCCUCAACCAGCGCGUGCUUCCAUGUUUGGUUUUGGCUGGUUCACUGUAGCUUCCAUGGGUGUGUCUGUACUCCUCCGCGGAAAGUUCUGAGCAAUCUUUGACAAUGGAUUUAGAUUUUGAUUAAAUAUUGUGUUUAUGACAGCAGGGAUAUGUUAAGUGUCUAUGUGUAAGUAAGCAUUUAUUGGCUGGUUUUUAAUGCAAAUUUGUAGUGUUAACUUGAAACUGGCGACACGUAACAUGACUACAUGGGCAUCUUUCGGCGUGUGUUUACUGCUUAACAAGUCAUCAUGAACACGUGUCAAAGAUGCUCCAAUUAAAAAGAGCUUCAUCUC